AUGGAGGCUUAUUUCCAGAGGAAGCGAAUCGAGAGAGCAGUUGUCCUCGAGCUUGCACAAGGUGAAAGGCAAUGCAGCUGCAAUGGUGAACACGGCUCGAGCUGCCACGUUGCCGUGCACCCAACCUUUAUCGACAAAGACUCCAGCGACGAUGCGAUCAUCUUGGUACAUUGGACACCGCUCGAUGCGCAUUUGAACCCUGCCAACUAUAGCACUGCCAAGAAGGUGGUGCUGACUGCCUUUGUCUCCUUAAUUGGGGUCAGUGUUACUGCAGCGUCCGCCAUUGACGCCUGUGGUUUACCUCAAUAUACAGCCGAGUUUCAGGUGAGGGAAGUGGUGGGAUCUCUGGCCACAGGUCUGUUCAUGAUCGGUCUAGCGUUUGGAUCCUUGCUCUCCGGGCCCUUUUCAGAAACCUUCGGACGAAAUGUCGUCUAUAUUAUGACCAUGUUCCUAUAUCUCCUGUUUAUCAUGGCAGCUGCACUGGCCCCUAACCCGGCAAGCCACCUUGUUUUUCGGUUUCUCGCGGGCGUUUUGAAAGGGUAUUCCUUCUUCAUUUACGCUAUCCCCAGUUUUGGUGGACCAGUGAUUGGACAGUUGAUUGGCAGCUUCAUUCCCCCAGCCCUCGGAUGGCGAUGGUUGGAAUGGAUCAUGCUGAUCAUGGGAGGAAUAGUACUCGUGGUGGUGAUCCUAUUCCAACCUGAGACAUAUGGAGACCUUCUGCUCUAUCGGAAAGCUAAGGCAUUACGCAAACAAACGGGGGAUGUGCGGUAUCGAGCGCCUAUGGAAGUGAACAAGCUGCCGCUCCAGAAACGAUUAAUCACUGCUGUAUCGCGGCCAUUCUUGUGGAGCUACACAGAACCGAUCGUGCUUCUCAUGGCCCUCUACCUGACUAUUGUAUAUAUUAUCCUAUUCACGUUCCUGGAAGGAUACAAGUUCAUCUUCGGAGAGACAUAUGGUCUGUCGCAGGGCCUCACUAGUAUUACUUGGGCUGGCAUGUUUGUCGGCAUGGUUCUGACGUGCCUGAUUGUUCCCACUGUCUAUACCUGGACCCGCAAGGAAUACGAACGCACGAACCGAAUCCUCCCUGAGACGCGUCUAUGGUAUGCUAUGCUUGGGGGGGCCCUGGCGGUCCCGGUGGGUCUGUUCUGGAUGGGAUGGACCAGCUAUUCCUCAAUCAGCAUCUGGUCUCCGCUGAUCGCGUCUGCUUUUGUUGGCUUCGGGAUGACCACCAUCUUCACCAGUGCCUACCUAUAUGUCAUCGAUUCCUAUGGCGUUUAUUCCGCCUCCGCAUUGGGCUUCAUGGCAUUCAUCCGAUAUCUGGUGUCUGGCGGGGUUAUGAUUGCUGGCAGUACUAUCUAUGAACGAUACGGGGUGCAUUAUACUCUCACCGUCCUCGGUGCCAUCAGUGCUGCAAUGGCCUCUAUUCCAUACUUGUUCUACUUUUACGGGGCGCGCAUUCGUCAGUUCAGCAAACAUGCCGUUAUCAAAGAAUAA
Messenger RNA from Aspergillus nomiae NRRL 13137, 1494 nucleotides. RefSeq names its product MFS transporter. Gene Ontology annotation, cellular component: membrane. Lineage: Eukaryota; Fungi; Ascomycota; Eurotiomycetes; Eurotiales; Aspergillaceae. The transcript has 5 exons. Gene Ontology annotation, molecular function: transmembrane transporter activity. The record is from RefSeq and is a predicted model, not a curated record. The coding region runs from base 1 to 1494 and encodes 497 amino acids. Gene Ontology annotation, biological process: transmembrane transport.